UCCUUUUUUUUUUAAAUUGUGAUUAACCACAUUUGUUUUCCCCAAGCUGGGAAACAAAAUCCAAUGUUUGAAUAUUUGACACUUUAAUGAAACUUGAGGCUUCUAAUAUUAAUUAUGUAAUGUUCCUAUUUAGGGUGUAGUGUCCGUUAAACGCCCCGCGGAGAGGAGCAGGAGAGAGCCCCAGACAUCAGAGGAGAAGCUCGGCCUCCGCAGCUCUCUCCAGCGGGCGGAAUGGACUGAGAAACCUCGCUGUUUGGGGCGAUGUUCAGAUUUAGUUUGCCAUGGAAACGGAUAUGAUACCAAAGUUCUCCUCAAAAGACGAGGAAAUUGACUUCUGGAAGGCUCUUUCUCUCAAGUACAAGGAAGGCUGCCGGGAGGCUCGCGAGGAGCUGCUGGAGUUUCAGGAGGGGAGCAGGGAGCUGGAGGCCGAGCUGGAAGCCCAGCUGGGCCAGGCCGAGGCGCGUAUGAAGGACCUGCAGGCUGAGAACCACCGGCUGAAGCAAGAUGUCGAAACACUCAAGGAGAGGGUUGAGCAGCAGUACACUCAGAGCUACAAGCAGAUCUCCAUGCUGGAGGACGACCUGGGCCAGACACGCAGCAUCAAGGAGCAGCUCCACAAAUACGUCCGAGAGCUCGAACAGUCUAACGACGACUUGGAGAGAGCCAAGAGAGCUACCAUCGUGUCCCUGGAGAACUUUGAGCAGCGUCUGAACCAGGCGAUCGAGAGGAACGCCUUCCUGGAGAGCGAGCUGGACGAGAAGGAGUCGCUCCUGGAGUCCGUGCAGAGAUUAAAGGAUGAAGCCAGAGACCUGCGGCAGGAGCUGGCCGUACGGGAGAGGCAGUCGGACGUGUCCAGGAUGUCCGCUCCCAGUUCGCCCACACAGGACAACGAGAAGAUGGACACUGCUGUUCAGGCCCCUCUCUCUCUCCCGGCUACACCACUGAGCAAAGGUCUGGACAACGCCUUCGCCAACCCAACAGUCCUAUCAAACGGUUUCGGCAGCAACUCUCCGUUGACUCCCUCCGCCAGAAUAUCGGCCCUCAACAUCGUCAGUGAUUUACUCCGGAAAGUUGGGGCUCUGGAGUCAAAGCUCGCCGCGUGCAGGAACUACGCCAAGGACCAGAAAGCGAGGAAGGCGUACUCCCUCGACAACAGCAACGUGCUCAACGCAAACACGGCUAACUACUCGCAGUCACUCCACACGUCGUACUUUGACAAAGCCAGGACAGAGAUGGUCACAUUCCCCGCGUUGAUUCUGGGUAAUCGCAGCUCCUUCUGUUCCUGAGAGUGUUGGGGAGCUGUCAUGCAUGCUGCUGCUUAUUUUAGCAAGGUCUCUUUUCCAAAGUAGAGCUCAUAGAAAUAACCAACUGCGGGCUAGAUGACGGGCUGGAGGGUCCUUGGUGGUGUCAUGGUGCUGGAAGUUUCCUGCUGUCUUUUUAACUCUUAUGCUGACCUCAUAUAUCUCCGUCCUACUAGUGUGAGUUGUUGUUUUUUUGGGGGGUUUGGACGAGGUCUAACGAUUAAUUAGAACUAACAAAGUGAAUUUUAAAACAAACAAGCUUUUUGUUUUUGUGUUUUUAUAUUUCUUCUUACGAAUGGAGUCGGGAACGUUUGUCAGAAGAGAAACCUGAAGACAAAAAUGAAAUUUACUAAUAGGAACAAA
Etheostoma spectabile (orangethroat darter) is the source of this 1664-nucleotide messenger RNA. RefSeq names its product nudE neurodevelopment protein 1-like 1a (gene ndel1a). Gene Ontology annotation, molecular function: microtubule binding. Gene Ontology annotation, biological process: microtubule nucleation; centrosome localization; mitotic centrosome separation. The transcript is spliced from 9 exons. The coding region runs from base 282 to 1286 and encodes 334 amino acids. Gene Ontology annotation, cellular component: centrosome; kinetochore; kinesin complex. The record is from RefSeq and is a predicted model, not a curated record. NCBI's taxonomy places the organism in Eukaryota, Metazoa, Chordata, Actinopteri, Perciformes, Percidae.